Jaculus jaculus (lesser Egyptian jerboa) is the source of this 507-nucleotide messenger RNA. RefSeq names its product UPF0687 protein C20orf27-like. The transcript has a single exon. The record is from RefSeq and is a predicted model, not a curated record. NCBI's taxonomy places the organism in Eukaryota, Metazoa, Chordata, Mammalia, Rodentia, Dipodidae. The coding region runs from base 4 to 507 and encodes 167 amino acids.
UCCAUGGCUGCAGCCUGUAAAGGCAAUAAGCCCAGAGUCUGGAGUAUCCCCAUUGCGGCAGGCCAUGAUGCAGAGGGUUCCCAGAGCCACCUUCACUUCGAUGAGAAGCUACAUGACUCAGUGGUUAUGGUUGCAAAGGAGAGUGACAGCAGCUAUCUGGUCGAGGUUGGCUUCCUGAAGAUCUUGCACAGAUAUGAGAUUCCCUUCACUCUGCCCCCAGUGCACAGGUUGAGCAAGGACAUAGAUAAGGCACCUGUCCACAGCCUGCACCUCAAGCUUCUCAGUGUCUUGCCCAUCCCUGAAGGUUACGGCAUCAAGGAAGGUGUCCUCAAAGAGGAGAUGCUACUGGCCUGUGAGGGUGGUACCGGCACCUGGGUACGCGUGACAGUACAGGCUCAUGUCAUGGACUGGCACCAUGGCACACCCAUGCUGCUAGAUGGUGUCAAGUGCGUGGGCGCUGAGCUGGAGUACCACUCAGAGCACAGUGACUGGCGUGGUUUCGACUGA